Molecule: messenger RNA, 1251 nt
Organism: Suncus etruscus (white-toothed pygmy shrew)
Lineage: Eukaryota; Metazoa; Chordata; Mammalia; Eulipotyphla; Soricidae
Product: serpin A3-8-like
Exons: 4
Coding region: 1-1251 (416 amino acids)
Biological process (GO): negative regulation of endopeptidase activity
Molecular function (GO): serine-type endopeptidase inhibitor activity
Source: RefSeq, a predicted model, not a curated record
AUGUCUCCCCUAUUGGCCCUGCUCCUGGGGGCUGUGCUCUGCCCCCACAUACUCGGCCACCCGACAGAGCCAGAGACAGUGACCCCAGAAGAUUCACAUAACAAUACCCUCCCCGACAUCCACACUCUAGCUAGCAGCAAUACCAACUUCGCCUUCAGCCUCUACAAGCUCUUGGCUGCCCAGAAACCCGAGAACAACGUGAUCUUUUCCCCAUUCAGCAUUUCCGUGGCCUUGGCUCUGCUGGCCCUUGGGGCCCGUGGCAACACCCAGACCGAGACUCUCCAGGGCCUCAAGUUCAACCUCACCCAGAUAUCUGAGGCUGAAAUUCAGCAGGGUUUCCAGCUACUGCUGAGCCGCUUGAGCAGGCCAGGGACCGACCUGCAACUCAACAUAAGCACAGCCGUGUUUGUGGACCAGCAGUUUCACCUGCUAAAGAGCUUCCGGGAAGAGGCCCAAACCUUGUACACAGCCGAUGCCUUACCUACCGACUUCCAGGAUCCCCUCACUGCUGAGAAGUUCAUCAAUGACUACGUGGAGCAGAAAACCAAGGGGAAAAUCAAAGAACUGGUCAAGGACUUAGAAUCAGGGACGAAGAUAGUGUUGGUGAACUGCCUCUUCUUUAAAGCCAAGUGGAAGACACCCUUCGACCCCCACAAAACCUUCACAGGAGAUUUCCAUGUGAACAAGAUCAGGGUGGAAAAGGUGCCUAUGAUGAUGGUUGAGGAUGUAUCAGUGCUGCACUUCAGGGACGAGAUGCUGGGCAGCAACGUGGUACAGCUGCCCUACAGUGACAAUCGUGCGUAUGCACUCCUUGUCCUUCCGGACCAGGGCCGCAUGGCUGAGCUGGAGGGGGCACUGCACCCUUGCACCUUCCAGCACUGGAAGGACUCGAUGAUGUCCAGAAAAAUAACGCUGUACCUGCCCAAGUUCUCCAUCUCUGGAGACUAUGAUCUGGAUAAAGUCCUGCCUAUGCUGGGUAUCAGUGAGGUCUUCUCUAAGGACGCGGAUCUCUCAGGCAUCACAGGGGAGCAGAACCUGCAUGUUUCUCAGGUAGUCCACAAGGCUGUGCUGGAUGUGGCCGAGGAAGGCACAGAAGCAGCGGCCGCCACUGGCAUCAACAUGAUGAAUAAAUCCUUAAUAAGGAACUCGAUCGUUGUGGAUUUCAACAAACCCUUCCUGAUAAUUAUUAUCUCUGAGGACACACAGGACAUCCUCUUCUUGGGAAAAUUGGCUAACCCCAUAACGGCCUGA